AUGGCAAACAAGGAGGCGACCAUUUACAUAAUCGACGUCGGUCCAUCACUCAAGACAAAGCGCGAAGGCUCGGACGUGUCCCGCUUUGAAGAGACCAAGAAAGUUCUUCUUAAACUCUUGGCCAACAAGGUCCAUAUGAACAGAAAGACAGUCUAUGUCUCGGUCAUUCUGGUCGGCUCAGACGUUACAAAUAACGACCUGGCGACAAAGGACGACGAUGGCGAGGAGUAUCAGCACGUGGAUGUUCUGCAACCACUUGGUGUCGCGACCCUGGAUCUUAUGAAGGGCGUUCAAAAUGACGUUGAGCUCGGCGAGCAUGCCGGUGAUUGCAUGGAUGCACUGAUCGUUGCACUGGACAUGAUGACCAAGUUCUGCAAAAAGCUAAAGUACGAGAAGAAGAUUUAUAUCCUCACUGAUUCUUACUCAGAGAUGAACACCGAUGGCUCGGAGCAAAUCACGACCGCUCUCCAUGACGAUAACGUUCAACUGAAUGUCAUUGGAACCGAUUACGAUGUCGAGGAAGAAGAAAACAAGCCAAAAACCGCUGUGCAAGCCCAGAACGAGGCUUUUUUCAAGACGCUGUGCGAAGAAUCGGGCGGCGAUGUCUUUUCAUUGGACGAGGCGCAGGAUCUGACCUCACAGUUCUACUCCAAGAAAGUCAAGCCAGCAGCAGUCUACAGAGGAACACUCAAUCUAGGAGACAGCGAAAAGUUCCCAGAUGCUUCACUAGCGAUUCCUGUUCACAUGUACGGAAGGACCAUGCAGGCCAAGAUCCCAACGACCAAAAAAUUCUCUGUUUUGUCCGAGUCUGCAGCAGAGGAUAAUCUACCAGGCGGCCGUACAGGCAUGGUCAACGCUUCCAGGACAUACAAACUCAAGGUCGCGGGAGACAUGGCUGCCCAGGAAAUGGAAGAGGAUACCGAGGUUCCUGAGGAUGCACUGGAGAAGGCGUUUAUGUACGGAAAGACUAUUGUCCCUAUCCGUGCGGUCGAUCUGGAGGCGCUCAAGUUGUCGACAGUCAAGAGUCUUACUAUCCUGGGCUUUUUCGCCUCCUCUACAUUCCAGAGAGAGUGGCUCAUGUCGAAUGUCUACUCUGUAUUUGCGGCUCCAGGCAACCCUCGGGCCGAAGUGGAGAUGGCAGGGCUUGUCUUUGCGCUCUUUGAGAAGAACUCGUUCGCAUUGUGCCGCUAUGUUCGCAUUAACGAUUCAGAGCCAAAGUUGGGCGUUCUCUGGCCAGAGAUCUCGUCUGAGCACAAGUGUCUGUUCUUUGCAAGGACGGCAUUCAACGAGGAUAUUCGGCGGCAUGUGUUUUCGUCAUUGACAGACAUCGAGACAGUGACCGGCAAGAAGUUGGAGAAACACCGACUCUUGGCCACGAAGGAGAUGAUUGAUAACACUAAGGAGUUCAUCAAUGCACUGGACCUCAUGAACAUCAACGAUGGAGAGGAGUACCUUGCGCCAGAGACGACUUUCAAUCCUGCACUCCAAAGACAGAUGCAACUGGUUGAAUUCCGAGCGCUAAACCCGAAGAAGGCCCUGCCACCCAUUCCUAAUGCUCUGAUCAAACAACUGUUGCCACUACCUGAACUCGCAGCAGCAGCCCAACCUAUCGAGGAUACAUUGAUCCGCCUUUGGGAUAUCAAAAAGCUGGACAAGCCGUCGAGUGGCAAGCGUGGCUAUAAGGCGUCUCUUGACGACGAGCUUGGAAAGGACGGAGUCGCAGAGGACCACGAACAUGGAUCAGGCGAUCUCCUGUUUGAGGGACUUGCCAGCAACCCACAUGGCAACAAGCGACAAAAGUCAGAAUCAAUGUUUGGCACAGCUACCUCUGGAUCAGCGCCAGGAGAUCCAGGCGCUUCAGGAGUCGCAAAGGCGGGGUCAGUGUUUGGGGCUGGAUCGACGUUGAGCCGCGGCGGUGCUUUGGGAGAUGCUGCGGCGAGUGGUAUGAUCUCGUUCGAGAUGAGUGCGGUCCGCGAGAUUGGAACAUCAGAUCCAGUGAAGGACUUUGAGGCGAUGGUCAAGAUUGCUACGAUCCAACAGCAGCAGGGAGUCCGGCCUGCAGGAGCCGGAUUUGUGACGGUGACGAUGGCUGUAGAUCAGAUGAAGGCCAUGAUCCAUAAGGUGAUCACGACUUCGUUCGGUGACCAAUUCUAUGAGAAGGCGAUCGAGUGCCUAAAGAGCCUGCGCGGGUUCUUGUCGAGUGUGGAUAUGGCCAAGUAUGGGGCUGCUGCUGGUGUGGAAUCAGAGGCGGAGCAAAAGGAGGCUGCCAAAGGCCGCGUCGAGACGUGGAAUGCGUUUAUCAAGGAGGUUAAGCAGAUGUGUCUCAAUACGUCGAUCUCGCCUAUACGGACGGACUUCUGGGAGCUGGCAGUCAAAAAUAAGAAUGACCUCGGUCUGCUCACAAAACGCGAGGUGCCCGAAGGAGCGGGCGGUGUGUCAGCUGAGGAAGCUGAACAGUUCAUGACAGAGACGACAGAAGAUACUUCUGCACCUGCGGUGGAUGAGGAGGUGCCCGCUCCCGACGAGGACGACCUUUUGGCUCUCAUGGACUAG
This is a messenger RNA of Linnemannia hyalina, 2553 nucleotides long. The record is from the annotation of a GenBank genome assembly. NCBI's taxonomy places the organism in Eukaryota, Fungi, Mortierellomycota, Mortierellomycetes, Mortierellales, Mortierellaceae.